Molecule: messenger RNA, 1986 nt
Organism: Nannospalax galili (Upper Galilee mountains blind mole rat)
Lineage: Eukaryota; Metazoa; Chordata; Mammalia; Rodentia; Spalacidae
Gene: Tmem232
Product: transmembrane protein 232
Exons: 13
Source: RefSeq, a predicted model, not a curated record
AUGCCUGGUAAUAAUUUACCUGUGAUUAAUAAAUUUGGAGUAAUAUCUUCCUCUUAUCAUGAGAAGCUCUUGAAAUUUAAUUUUGAAAAUGCAAAUCAUAAGGAGAGUCAUAAACCCAAGCCAUCGUUUUCAAUCACAAAAGAAUUCAUCCUGAAAUUUAAUCAAGUGCAGGAUCCCACAGAGAAAGUAGAACUGUUGGAACAAGCUAGAAAACUCAUUACCAGGUGUAAGAGGAAGCUGGGUCUCAAGACGCUGGGCUCUGGCAAGCAUGUGCACCUCCCAACUGCAUGGACUGAAGUCAUAUAUCUGGCUCAAUGCAAAGGAGAAAUCCAAGAUGAAGCUUUAAACAUGCUCAAUGUGUCCCUGGACCAUGCUUCCUUUGACCGUGAUCAACUUCCUGCCCUGUUUUUCCUUGCGGAAUCAGUUUUAUAUCGACUCUCUUGCGAUGCAUCCAUGAAGGGAUUUUUAUAUUCAGUUGAGAUAAAACUGGUAAAGAUUGGCUAUUUGAUCUUCUUACGGCUUUUUAUAUUUUUCCUGCAUGGUCACUUAGAAAGUUUUAAACAACAUUUACUUAGGCUGCAACCAUAUUUAUACGCACUUUAUUUCUCCGGAAAAUCAUAUGACAAGUAUCCAAACAUCCUUUCAAAUGUGCAGUUCAUCUUGAAAACAUCGGAAAUUAUAUUUAAAAGAGAACUCCAUUCUGAAUCAGAUUUCAGUCCCGUGGAAAAUAUGGAGGAACUGGGGAACAUAGAUUCUGAUGUGGGAAGAUACAAUGUCAACCACCUGCUCUGGCACUGUGUUGCUGCCUGGUCUUGUGUUCAGAAUAAUAGUCCUCAGUUGAAUAAAGUGCUUGAACAUCUCCUGUUACAUAAAACGCAGCUUCAAACGAAAUGCUGGUUGGAUUCAGCACUGGCUUUGUUGGUCCUGGGGGAAGCUGCAAAAUUGAACAUGGCCUGCUUGAAAACAUUAAUGGAUCUAGUGAGAGAUUUCCUUUCAAGCCUCUUGUCUGUUCAGACUCAGGAAGAAAUGUAUAAGGCGUAUGACUUUUCCUGGGCCUACAAUGUCAUCCUUACAUAUACAACGAUCAUUGCAGAAAUUUGCUUGUAUGCAGCUACUUCUUACCUGAGAAAAACUGCUUUGAUUGGGUUCUGUGCCUGUAAACAUCCAAAGGAAUAUACUUUGCUCAUGGAAAAAUCAAAAGAAGAGCCAGAAUUGCAGGAAGCAAGCAUUUUAAGUCUUGUGAAAUAUUUCACUUCCAAAAUGUCAGAUAAUUGUGAUGAUGUGGUCUGGAUUGGAUACUAUGGCAUAGUGUAUAACCUCGUGAAAAUGUCAUGGGAACUCCAGGGUGAUGAGGAGCAGGAUGGAUUUAGAAAUAUUAUAUGGCAAACACUACAAAAAAUAAAAGAUUAUGAGCAGGACCCACGAAUCCAAAAUGCAUUAACUAUAGCCCAGGCUGAAUUAAAUGAUCCAGUUGAUCCUUUCACUAAAUGUAGUGCAAAAGUUCUACCAAAUGUAGGGGAAGAAGCUUUCUCUAAAUACAUUGGAUGGAGAACUGCCAACACACUGUCCAAACUCUUUUUUUCCUCUCUUGAUGCCUGUGCCCUUCCACUGAAGAAACCAGUAGAAAGACGUCUUCAAAAGAAAUACAUAAAUAAAACACAGGCGCCCAUGAAAAAGAGAGUUCUACAUUUUAUUGUAAAGGAUCAUCAUUCUAUGUUGAACAUUUCUACGUUUCCAUAUCCAGAUUACUUCAGCAAGAUGGAUAAGAAAUUGGCAGAAAUCAUUGACCAUCAUUGGCAGAAAGAAAUAGAGACCCGGAAGCAAGUAGAGAUAAUAUGUGAGGCCCAGAGACUGAAAGAUGAAGAGGCAAAAGAGAAAAUCCACUUUCAAGAAAUUAUGAAGAAAAGGGAAGAGAAAUUGCACAAGAAAACUAAACCCUAUGAAAUGAUUUCAUUAGACAACAAAAUGAAUCAAGGGAAAAGAUGA